Messenger RNA from Xyrichtys novacula (pearly razorfish), 13571 nucleotides. The record is from the annotation of a GenBank genome assembly. Lineage: Eukaryota; Metazoa; Chordata; Actinopteri; Labriformes; Labridae.
GCUGUCAAAUGUUGAUGACGUCACGUCUGCGACUCCAGUUCAGCAUGCUGUUGAAGUUUUUUGACUGCGGUUACAGAGGCUGUUUUCUUCAUUCAGACUGAAUAUAAAGGGAUACUAUUGACCGCGUUUCAGAUUUGUCUAUUUCGUACUGAGCCAACAAGCGAGGAGUUUUUAGCUUUGUUGUGCUGGAGCUUAACACUGUUAGAUUAGUAGCUUCAUGUUCAGGUCACUGAUUAAUGAUGUACAGUAGUGGAUUUAUAGCUCAAGGGGUUUAAUCUUCGUAAAAGGUAGUUUACAUUUAGUUUUUUAAAGCCCAGAGAUUAAAAUUUAAAGAUGGGCUCCACUUUGAGAAUGACAGUGAAGAUAUUUUUGAAACCCAUGAGCCCUUUCCUCUACCAGGGGAGUUCAGCUGUACCCACACCAAGGACAUCACAGCUGCCCCUCUCAGCAUGCUUUCUGUGCACAAGAGACUCAAACCACAACACUGGAGGCAGACAGACUGACUUCAGAAGCAAUAGACAGGACUUGUUGAAAAACAGGACCACCAGACAAAGGGAUGGGUCGUUUUGGGAUGCUGUUGGUAAGGGGACAAGCCAGUCCGUCACUCUUCGUCAGAAGCCUGUCUUCCCCAAAUCUGUGUUUGCUGCUGGGACAGCCAAGAGGACCACAGAGAUUCUCAUGAGGAAGAGAGCUGCUGUGGUCUCUCAAGAGGAGGAGCUGAGUGAGGAGGAGGAGUCUGACGAGAGCAAAACAAAGAGAGCAGGUAAGACAGAGGAGACUACUGAAGGAGACAGCUUUUUAUACCAGGAGAACUUCUCAGGUACAGAAAAAACUGAAUGUUAGAAUGACUCAACAACAACAACACAAACACAGACACUCAUCUGACUUCAGUAAGUCUUGUUAAAUAAAACCAUAAACCCAAAAGAAACUGAGACACCAUGAAAAAUGUCAAUCUGAACUGAUGUGGAUGUUUUGCAAAUCAUUUAAACACUUAAUUUAUUUGGAAACAGUGCAAAAAAGAGUCCAAAAUUAAAACAGAACACUUUUAUUGUUUAAUGAAAAGAACAUGCGUAUUUUAGGUCUAAUUCCAGCAAAAUAUUUCAGAAAAGUUAAGAAGGGGACGUGUUGUCCAUCACCUCUUCUUUCGAAAACACCCACUGAGAGUUUGGGAAUCAGGGAGGCGAGUUUUCACAGUUUUGGAAGUCGAAUGUUGUUGCAGCUGAACCUUAUUAAAUGGUAGAUGUUCCCCCAGCAAUGUAUAAUUUUUGUUGUGUCGUACAGUUGUUCUAGUUUUUUAGUGUUCCUGUCCCAUGAAGCAUGUAGCUGAUGUCAAAGCUGGGAAUGGCACGAGUAUUUGUUUUUGAUAAAACAAAAGUCUUUGUCAGUGUAAAAAAUUAAAUAAAGGUUUUGAAAUAUUAGUAGUUUCUGUGAGAUCGUUGUAAAUCACUGUUUCAGUAACUGGAGUAUACAUGUUUCAAAGGGAGGAUGGAGCCCCCAGACCAGCCACUCUCUGUUACUGAGUGGAAGAACCUGAAGAAAACUUAUGGAAAUCCAAACCGCUUCGCCAUCCAGAUGAUGAAUGUGAUCUUUCACUCUGGGGCCCACCUCAAUGUAGCCAAGUAAGAGGAUGAAGACAGUUGUCCUUACAUUUCUUGUUUUUUCGCCAAAUUGGUGAAAUCUCAAACAAUUCUAUUCCCAAUCUCAUGUUGAUUUACCUCAAAGAACUUGCAGUGAACAGUAUGUUUGAUAAUACAGUUAACUGAACCUCUCCAUCACAGAUCUCUACUGACUUUUGUAGCCAUGGAAACAGGGACACUCUCCUAUGAGCUGCUACUACGGUACUUGACGCUGUGCGUGAACAGCGGCCAUGACAGUGAGGCGUUAGAUGUCUAUGGCAUUAUGCAGGAGAGUUUUCCAUCUUUGGAGACAGGAGCCUCCAGCCUCUUUAUCAAGUCCUUCAGCCGCACAGAGAGGUGGAGAGAAGCCAUCAACAUCUUGCAUGAGCUGAAGAAGGUGAAAGAUUAUUUUGUAAAUUUCCCUGAAAAUAUCAAAUUACUCAAAAACAUGAUGUCCCAUCAUCACCUUGAUUUCAUGUCAUACCAACAGGUCUUUACCCCGUCACAACGCAACUAUAGUGAUAUAAUCUCAGCAGCAAUGUUACAUGGAGACACCAUCACUGCCUGGGCUCUUUAUGAUGAGUUAAUUGAAAAGGGUAUAAGUCCAAACCAGGAGACCUGGGAAGCUCUGUUUAAGGGCGAGAAGCAGGCUCAUGAAGAAAAAAAGGGGGAGGCAGAGGCCAGGUCUCAGUCUGAGAUCAAGGAAAAGCUGCUGGGGAUUUUGCUGUGCAUGAGGGACAACCAGAUCUACCCACAACUUGGCCUGGCCAGCAGCAUCAAGUCUUGGUUUGAGAGGUACAAGAGCUGAAGUCAGAGACAGUGAGGGCCAGUGGAAAAGUGAGAGUGAGAUGAAAUCCACAGAUUAACUCAACACUUAUCCUAAUGAUACUGAUAAUAAUAACACUGAUCAUCUUUAUUUGGAGAACAUCUCUUCCACAAAAAUGUAGAGUAAUUUGCUUUGCAGUGAGUAAUUAGUACUUCACAUGUAAGCAGAUUAAUGAGUAAGAAUGCACUGAGUGAAGAAGACAUCUAAUUAACCAGUAGUAUUCAUUGCAGAUUAGUGUAUGUGAAUUUUGUCUAUGUAGGGUUAGCAGGGCCUCAGUGGUAGAGUUAGUCAUCUGUAAAUCAGAUGGUCAUGGGUUCAAUCCCAUGUCCUGGUCCCACUGGCUGCACCCUGUGAAGUGUGAAUGAGUUUAGAUAAAAAUGAUGGGUACUGUAUUUUUCGCACUAUAAGGCGCACCUGAUUAUAAGGAAAUGAACCAUAAAUGAACGCGUCUAUUCGCGUCUAUUUUCAUAAGAAAGGUGCACCAGAUUAUAAAGCACAUUAAGCCAAACAAGACAGUCAGAUAAGUCACACUUUAUUUAACUCAUUCAAUAACUCUGCGAGGCUGCGGUAGCUGCAGUGCUACGACAAGCCAAAAGAAUUUUAAGUGUGCCUUAUAGUGCGAAAAAUUUGUAUAGCAGCCUACAGGUGAAUGUGACCUUUAGUAAAAACACUUUGUUAAAAGGUUGUUAAAACUUUAACUGAAUAUAAACUGUUUCUGGAUUACAGCAUUUCAUGCUGUAAUUGGUUAAGGCUUUGAUAUUAAACCUUUUCUAUUUUUUCCCUCUCAUUUCCUUCACUCUGUCUUAAUCGCUUUGUUCUCAGCCUCACUGGAGAGAAAUGGACAGGAAGUUGGACCACUGCAACCCCAAAGUAAUUCUUACACUUUAUCUUAGCAUGAACCUUCAUAGGCGGAAAUGUGUUUUUGAAACAGAUCUGAGUUUGUUUGUUUGUUUGUUUGUGUGUGUUUUCAGGGGUGUAUGUAGUAGCUGUGGGUCUGCAUUAGAGACCAUCAAUUUGACCACUGAGGAGUACAGUGAGCUCAAAGACAAAGUGAUGUCUGACAUCAUUGAGGGAAGAGAUGUUUUUUGCAAGACUACACCACAGGUAUGCACACACACACAUUGGCAAAGUUUGACUGAAUCAGUAUUUAAAGUGAACAUUUCAAGAUUUAAAUAGGACUUAACAAAUCAUCACAUACCACUUCACUUGUGUCUCCAUCAUGGUUGUGUUUAACUUUUACUUUUGUAAGUCAAAUACCUGUAAGCUGUGAUUAUUAGAAACUUAAAAGAGAUAUGCUAAUAACCUUUUAAUGUUGGGUUUUAAAUUAAACCAAUGAAAAACAAUAACAACCAAAGAAACCCUUGUAAGGUUAUUUUCUUUUGUCACUGCCAAAAGCGUGAUAUGGCAAGUUUUGCAUAUUCCAAGACAAGAUGAAAAGUAAUCAGAGAAACUAGAGUAACUUCUUUAAAAGGAAGGGUAUCUUUGUACAUUUUUUAGAGAGAAAUUGUUUCAUUCUUACCGGGGAGCCUACUCUAACAUCUGGUGUGGGACUGCAGAUGAUUACUAGCCCUUUGGCUAACUCUGACGUAUUUACAAAAGUGUUGCUUGAUAUGCACCGCGCCUGUAAAAUAAAAAUAAAUACAAUGAAAUGAGAAAUAUUACAGUGUCAGACCAAGACUAUACGAUUCUUCCUAUAGUCUGAUUGCAGUUAAACUCUGACCCCCGCAUCACUGAAAAUUACAAUGUUUUCACCUACACUCAACAAAGAUACAAAUAUACAUUACACUGAAAUGUGAAAAUGAAUUACUGUGAAACUGCAGUUUUGCCAAUCUGCUCUCUUAAACAAAAUGUGAAUAGUCUCUAAUUGCCUUGAAAAUGAUGCUUUUGCAAGUUUCUUUUUUGGGGGACAUAUCUAAUCCUUUAUGUCAGUUUUGUUUAAAGAAAAAAAUCUGAUCCAUUUCAGACUUCAUCAACGUGUUUCAUGUUCCAGCUUUCUACCUUUAACUUCUGCUAGAUGGCGUCAUGUGCACACUAGGCAACAGGUCGAUGAGGUAUUCAAAUCAGUUUAGUCAACUCUGGACUUCAAGAAACUGCUUUCACUUGAUAAAUGAAAGUCAAGCACUCUCUUUACAGACCUCCUGUUCUCACACUUUGAGAAGCUUUCUUAAAGUUAGUUCAUUUUAGCAGUGGGCUCAGAAACAUUAUUCAUUAAUAUGUCUGGGCUGACAUUACUUAAGAACUGUAUCCAAAACACAGCGAAUGCGCACUAUUCAGCUUUCUCUUUUCCUGCCCUGUAUGUGAUUCAGAUAAGUCUGUCUGGCCUAAACGGCUGUUUAGAUACAGGCAAAUAUUAAACCACCUGCUGCUAACUACAACUGGCUUCCACAAGGGAUUUUAAUAUUUCUAACCAGCAAUCUGUAUCACUCAAAAUAAAACAAAAAACAAGGUAAAUAUUCGGAAAAAGAAACAAACAAAAGUUUUAUUUAUUACUAUUAUUUUGCUUGACCUUGUGAUGGCAUGCAUCAGGUGAUACUUUCAGAUAAAUCUUAUAUUCUUUAAAACCUUUUGAAGAAAAUCAGCACAUCAGCUGUGAAAUUGAGGGUUUCUGUAUUGUAAUUUUAAUGGCUGUAACCACCGCGAGGAGGAAAGUGUCGGACAAGACAUCAUGCACACACCAAGAAACACCCUUUUUAUGCAUUUCCCAUUGCCAACUUUCCCUGUGAGUGAUACACUGUCAAAAAACAAAGGGGUUAUGUUUUCUGACAGAGACUACAUCUGCUUUGAAAUAUCAGACAAAAAAUCAGACAAAUUAACACAAACACCAAGUUCCCCAGAGAGGCUUUGAGAACACAGCUGCGUCAAAAACUCCUUGAAUAAUCUACAUUAUUACCCUGUUGUUUGGUAAAAGUGGGUCUUGCGUGACAGAAACAUGCAAAUUGUCAUUUUUAGUCCUCAAUUAUUUAACAUAUCAAACAAACCAGAUGCCGCAUGCUAAUUAGUCUGAUGUUCGAUAUUUCCCCGUCUUCUGUUCUGCACAUACAACGUCACACAGAUCUGACUGGUAACUGCUGGAAUGAUCUUAAUCAUCUUAGUCAAAAUUACAAAGAAAUGAGUUUUACGAGGUGUCAGACUACUCUGCUGCUUUGUGCUAAGAAUUUGUCAUAUUUUACAUGCAUUGAAGAAUCUGAGUUCAUGAUAUUACACUGUGAACACAGUGUGUAUUUGAAGGCCAAAGACAUCAAGUGUAUCAGUCCACUCAAAGUUUGCCAAGUGAUGGUACACACACACCUGUCUGAUGAACCAACACCAUGAACAGAUUAUCAGGAUCUAAAUACUGGCACUAAGGUCAGCACGAACCAGUUUAAGAACAAGGAAACAUAAAAUGAAGACUGUAUACAUCUAUAGAGUUAAAAUCAGGCAGUUAUCAUCUGAUCUUGGUUGCAUACACACACACUGUGAUGUUAAAUAGCCAGAUAGACACAAGCUUUUCACUGGAUUUGAAGGCAUUGACUGUAGCUGCCAGUGUCAAUAAGGAAAAUCACCUUUCAUAGGUCCUGGAAAAUCUUGGCACAUUGUUAGCAAUAAAUUUAAAUGUAAUCUGUAAUCUUUAAUUUUCUCACUGUGAGAUAGUUUGCUUGUGUUUUCCGUUUUUCUGAAGUCUGGGGGAGUUUGUCAGUGGAACGGUUAAAUUUAGGGGAUUUCCAGCAUGUGGAGCACCAUGUGAAUCUGGACCACAACUGCCUCCCACCAAGGAGACAUACUGAGGAAGAGAGCCAGACAUUUUAACUCGACUUUAUUAAUUUCCAAUUCAAGGCGAUUCAUUAUGAGGGCAUGCAGAGGGCCUCAGACAACAGUAAAGCAGCAGAUGCAGACUGAUAAAGGAAGAGAGUAAGGAAAUAAACUGCAGGAGGGGGAAAAAGAGCUGAGUUUGUCUUUUUUAUAUUCUUGUGCCCAGACAAACUGACUGAGAAAAACUCACAUGCAACAAUGCAGACAGCAAUCUUACUACACUUGUUUACGUACAAAAGUAAUCAGAGACUGGAGAACUUGUGAGAAAGCCAUGCAGGGAUGCAUCUCCAUAAAUCAAAUCAGUGAAACUUUUUUUUUUACAUACAGUCAAAAGAAAAGUUCAUUUCUGAAACUGUAGUUUCAAAUGUUGCUGUGUUGAGGAGUGUUACCAAGAAAAUAGCAAAGCUUGGAGUUUUUCUGAACACUUAAACAUGCAGCAAAUACUCCAGUGAAAGAGCUUUUUCGUUUACAGCUCAUUACAAAGAAAAUUCCACAAAACAUUACCAAAAAUGUUUUACAUGAGAUGAGAAAAUAUUUAAAUGUUAUAACAAUACUUGUCUUUCUGGGAUGCCCAGUGGUUAUCUGCACCACUAAGCACAGGCUAUGGUCCAUGACACAGGUGGCUGCGUCUCAGUCCCCGAUCUCUCUGUACAUUUCUGUCCUAUAUUCACAGUCAUAUCUGUCAAAUACAGGCAUUAAAAGGCCCCAGAAAAAUGAUUCAAACAACGUUAGCUGUUACUCAUUCCUAUUAUCCUUUAGCCUGCUAUUUUAGUAAAAUAAUCAUCCAUAAAUGUAGAACGUAAACACUUUUACAACGUAAAUGUAAAAAGUGUAUGUAUUUAUUUUGACCUAUUUGAUGAGCCUCUUUGUCACUUAUCCUUAUAAUGAGGAGAGACAUUGUAAUCUGUAUUUUUAUUCAUUUCAAAAGAGAAAACUAUGAAACUUCAAAUGAAAACAAAAUGAUUACGAAAAGUCGCACAAUGAAAUGGUUGAUCUAAAAAACAGGAUCUCCUAUCAAAUUGUUGAAUCAGAAUCAAAGGGUGUUACGAUAGCUUGUUUUCUCAUGUCUGAUUUUAUGCAUUAGUUUUCAAGCUGUUAGUAGUUUUUAAAAAGUACUGUCUAGCCAUGGUGCAUAAAUGGCACAGAAGCCUAUUUAUGCAGGUGCAAAUGUGUCUGUUUGUCUGAGUGUGUGUUUGUUUUAAGCAGUCAUAUAAUCCACAGCAGCACAAUGAGCUGGUUUCACAUAUCAGCCCUGGAAAGUCCCUGGAUAAUUAUACUGGACUUUCUCUCUGUCUCUUCAUUCUCUGUCUCCUCCUCUCACCCCAACGUUCCUCUCAAACUUUAAUCCUUUUCAACUAGAUUUGCAUACUUUCUCUACCAUGGUCACUUUUUUAUGUUAUCUCCUGAACUUUUAUCUGUACAUCAUCCAUUUUUUCUCUUUUCUAAGUCCCUCUAGGAUCUGAUGUGAAACUGCACUCUGUUGUUGCAGACUAGAUAAGUGUGUUCAUGUGUGCAUCAGCAGGAUUUUGCUGGCCUCUAAUCUGAUGUACAGUUUCAUUAGAGGAGGAAUAUUACAGCCUAUUUACAUUUUUACUGACACAUUUUGAUUUUGCGCCUGUGAUAGGGCGCACAGUCAAGUUCCAAGUCCAGGGGAAUUCACAGCAACCCAUUUCCAUACUGCCGCUCUCUAAAAGUGAAAGUACUAACAGUGUUCACAUGGGAGAGGCCCGUCAUAAAUUUCAGCAAAGCUUUCCUGUUGUGUUUCAUAGCUGUAACAGAAUAUUGUACUCACUGCCCGGAAUAUUAUUUAGACUGAAGCCUUCCUCAUUUCUUGCACUUUAAGAAAAAAUGUUAGCAUUCUCUUUCAAACAGAUGACACAGAAAUAUUCAGCUGAUUGUAUUUCAGCCAUUCUCCUUUUUAAGUUAUAGUUUGUGAAAAUCAGGGUUAAAUAGUUUCCACAUAAAACUGUUCACUAACAUAUCUGAUGCUGGCCACUUUAGAGGCAGUACAUCUGAGUUUUAGACUGUCAAAAUGCAGGAAGACCAAAUGUAGGACGGGCAAAGUACAGAUCGUUCCACUGACCGUUCAAUUUAAACAACCAGGAAAAACAAAUUGUAUCAAAGUGUAAAUGAGUACAUUUUAUAAGCUCUAAAACUGUGUCAUAUUGCAGAGCUGUAAGCAACCAGCUGGCUUUUUGUCAGCUCAGUGAUGAGAAGGAAAGACAGAAGCAGAUGUAUUACUGGCAGGCCUGUGAUCAGUCAGUGAGAAAAGCAGCCAACCAUCAGACCAGUCAGCUCACAGGUGGAGCUGAGCUGUGCUGCGAGAACACAAUGACGAACAUGACUCUAAAUCUGCAGACUUCUCUGCACAUUUCUGGCACUUUACGUAUUUAGUCAGACAGAUACUAGAUUUGUCACUGUGACUACAAAUGGGAAAGUCUGCUCAUUCAUCUAAAUAUACAUGAAAUAGGACUCAUUUCUGGAGCUCUGCAAUGAAGGAUAAUUUCAAUAAAACGUAAGAAAAACCGACCCUAACUAAGUAAAUAGAGUUAGUAGUUAAAACUUGAGUUUACCAAAGAUAUUAGAAAAAAAAUUUAGUUAAUCUGUUAAAAGAGGAUUUCUGCUUUUUAUCCAACCAAAAGAAAUAUUUCAAAGUGAACUUUUGCAAGUGUCUGCCCUCAACAAGAGUAAAAUAAAUUACCUUUGAACUUAAAAAAUACUUUCCCUGUUUGAAAAGAAGAGAUCACUUAGGGGUGACUGGCUGAGUGGAUUUUUUUUGACUGUUACAGAUUCAUGAAGAUUUAAGUUUCACGUGACAUUUAGCUCUUUUUUGCUUUGAUUUUGUAAAAAGGACUUUUUCCUGUUGUUACAUCCUAAAUAGACAGCAGCAUCACUGAAAGACACCAAAGUUUCAUCACAAACAGAUUCAUAUUUUAUCAUGAGGGUUACGUGAAGGAGGUCUCUGUGCAGCAUGCCUAAUUUACAUAUAUAUAACCAUGAUCAGGAAAGCAGAUACAAAAAAAAAAAAACAGCUAAAAGUCCAAUUAAAUCACAGAGUGAUCAGCAGGACAAACCACCAACACCACCAGGAAAGCUCCAGAGAGGAAGUCCCAUGAACAAAGCAGUCUUUCCUGUGCAUGUGAAAAUAGGUUGUCUUCAUAACAAAAUCAUUCUGCUCUUUAUUUCUUCUGUCUUUCUUUCUUUUUUUCUUGUUUUACUUUUUAGAAUUAAAUCAGAACAGAAACCACAAAACUUCACCAGCCUACAAAUGUAGCAGGGGUUACUCUCUACCUACAUCCUCAUAUUCGGUAGUAUGAGCCCAGGUUAGAUGACAGCAGACUCUUUUUAUGAGACUCAGUCCAUUUUAUUCAGUCUUGUCGUGACUCCGUGCUUUAGUUCAGAGAUAAUGAGUCAGUUUUUCCAUGGGGUUUAUUUCCUUCAUAAUAUUUAACCAAUGCUGGGUUUGACAAAUCCUUUUUGAUCCAUCUCAUGUGAUGGCCUUUUUACGUGCAAGUAUCAGGAUUAAAAAAGGCUGAGGUUCCUUUUUUUUAUUUAUGUUUCUGGUAAUCAGGCCCAAGUACAUGAUCUGGGUGUUUCUGAGUAUCUUGUUGCUGAUUCAGAGUAACCCUGUCCCAAAAAGUUUGUAUUUUUAUACAUAGCCAGAAAAUGUGUGAUUGGCUUUUAAAUGCCCACAUUUUCCCAUCACUGCUACAACUGCUUAUUUUUAUUUGGGGUGUAACAAAGAACUAUCUAACUAAGUUAUGAAAAUCUUAGUAGAUCCCCAUUAACCAGAUUGAACUGUUGGCCUUUUCAAAAGUUUUAAUUGCCUUCCCCUUUGUAAAUGUACAUUAAACAGUUAUUCCUUUCUCUCUCCAGGUUUAAUUGAAGUCAUUUUACAGCCUCAUGCAGUUUUUUCUCUGGAGUUAUCAUAUCUGCCUUUUGGUCUUCAGUAUCUUUUCAUCUAGUCUGGCCUGACACACUGUUCUCUUUUUUAUAGCUAAAUGUAUCGCUCAUCAAGUCUUUUGCUGUGCUGCAUGUGAAAAAAGGUCAUAUCAGCAGCAUACAGUGCAACACUUCUGGUCUGACACCCUCCUGCUUCUGGUUUCAGACAAAAAAAAAACUGUAUAGACAGUUAUAGAAGUGUUUGUACUAAUAGAUGGUCUUCUUUGAAUUGCUGGGCCAUAAAGAGACAUCAGUGUUAAUUUCAGUCUGCUAAAAACUCAUCCCAGCAGCUUUAAAUGCUGUUCAUUUUUUCAGCUGUAAGUAGUUCUAUAAUCUGACUUUGUAAUUCAGUUUUGAAUUCCCAUCAGCCUUAAAAGUUUUCAUUCUUGCACACCUAGCUUUUACUGUUACAAUUGUAAAAAAUCAUUUGUUAAUAUGCUCAUCUUCACAUUAAAGCCUCACUGGUUUUAAGUGCAUGCUAAAAGACUUGCCAUCAGGACAAUACAUUUUUGUCUUGUUGGUCGAGCAGAGUACUAGUCUUUUCACAGCAUUAUACAAAUCCAGAAGAAGCAUCUGUUAAUAUGAACAUGCAUCCAUAAAGUCUUACAGCCUCUAUGAUGAAACAAAAAACUGUUUUUAAGCAAGCUGCUGAUUCUUUAGAUGUAACUGGACUUAUCUUUUUAUAAGUUUUUUUUAAAUCUGCAUCUCCACUGACCUAUUUUAUUUCAAUACAUUAAUCUCACUCUUUUGGGGCUUACUGUCUGGUUGUGUCUGCUCAGGAGUUGGAGAGGUUUAAGGCAUUUGUGGAGAGGAAGCCAGCUUUUGAUGUGGUGGUGGACGGACUGAACGUUGCAAAUAUCAGCACCAACAAAAGCAAGUUGUCAGAGACGGUGAGAAAGCACACUGAUUUUAAUCUCUUUGAAUAAAGCUCUGAGAAGAGGUUAGAGAAGUGGAACUUUUAGGGGUCCACCAGUCCAGCUGAGCAUUUAUUGGUCAUGUGCAUGCACUUUUACAGUCUAGACUUUGGUGGUUUCUUCCACCUUAAAUGUCUUGUAACUCUGGGGGUUUUUUUGCUCGGUGUAUUAUGACUAGGAGGCGUCUUUUUAACCAGCCACUACCUAAUUAUGAUAACACCUAGCCCACUUGCUUGUCUACAUCUGUCUGUCAAUCAGGAAGUGUGUGUGUGUGUGUGUGUGUGUGUGUGUCUACUGUCUUUCUCUCUGUGUUGAAGACAGUCAAAUCUUUCUCAGAUGUGUUGUGGCUCUGAGAUAAAGGAAGGUACAAACAGAAAAACCUAUUUACCUAUCUUUUUAUCUCCAACAGAAAACAGAUAUUAAUUAAAUCUGUAUGAAACUGACAUAAAAUUUCAUCACAGACACCUUUUUAUGCAAAUGGAGUAGAGGUGUGUCAGUGUGAAGUAUGAAAAUACCUGCUGAAUGUCUGUUUAAACAAGUAAACAGUGCUGCCAUAAACAGUUUGAGGCUGAAUUUGGGUCCCGUUGCUCAAUUUAGAAUGGCAGUGAUAACACAGUGCUAUACAAUACAAGAUCUUUAUUUAUCCCCAAAGAAAAUUCAUUAAAGAUGUGAAUCUGUGCUUAAAUUUUGCUUAUAAUACCGUAUACAACAUCUCAGCAUGUUAGCAAGUUUGCAUGUGCUCAAUACAAAGCCUGAUUGAUUAAUUUUCCAGGAAUUUGAUCAUGAAGCAAAAUUUAGAUCUGAUCAAAAAUUCAGAGGACCAGCAAUGUUACUGAUAUUAAUCCCCUUCUUAAGUUUAAUACAUGCACCAACUUUCAUGCCAAUGUAUUACAUACAUGCUGACAAAAUUCACUUAAAACCACAAAUGUUUACCCUGUGAUGGUUCAAAAGGAGAAGCUUAGGGAUCUUGGGUUAUCAGAUUCUCUCCUCCAGUGAACACAAAUGUCCGGACAAAUCUUGACUGCAGCCUAGCAUCACCUAGAAAUGUGUGUAUACAGUAAACUAACUUUCUUAUGUUAAAAAAGAAAAAAAGAGGCUUUAUUUUUUGGCUCUCAGAUACACAACAGCCUCACAAAACCAUCCGAUUCUGGGGAAUCAAAAGUUAGAAUGGAUUUAAAUCUUCAGUUCUUGGGACUGUGAAUUUUGUUUUUUAUGUGGGAAGUUUGCAUUACUGUCUGUUCCAUCUUUAUAAAUAUAAAAAUGGUAUCCAAAUAAUUCUGAGAUACCCCUAUCGAUGUCUCCUAUUAAUAUUUGUGUCGUACAUUAUGUUCCAAUUCUCACAUUCAUUCUCCCAUUCGAACAAGGUAACACUGAUAGAUGCAAACAUUGUAAAAGUGUUUCUUGAAACUUGUAAAGUUCUCUCUUGGCUUUUAAGCACUGCUAUAUAAACUUAAAUCUAGUCAUAACUGAGUGUUAUUACAUGUUCUGUGUCUUAAUUAAAUGUAAAUUGGUUAUUAAAGUACAUAUGUGUAUGUUCCAGUUGCUUACGGUGGUGCGAGAGCUGCACCAUCAGGGUCUCAGUGUGCUGGUGUUGGGAAGGAAACACAUGCUGCGGCCCUCCAAAGCCUGGGAGAGAAACCACAUGGACCUUAUCCGGCAGAAGGCUCACUGCUUCUUCACUGACAACAUGUGAGCAGCUGAGAAUUGAAAGAAUACUGUUAGAAAUGCUUUGAAGCAAACCAAAAACACACACUUUUUUAGCACACACAGAAACCACACAUUACUUAAAACACAUAAGGGGGCCUUAGCUUCACAGAGAGGAAGACUCUUUCCUUUAAUUUUAUAUGCAGCUGAGGUUCUUCUUCAUCCAUUACUGAAAGUGACCCUGGAUUUAAGAUGUCUUUGUUGCACUUAGCACAUAAUUAUGCACUUGUUCCUUAUCUAAGUCCUCUCCUCUGUGUGUCAAUCAGCUCAGAGGAUGACCCCUUCUUACUAUAUGCCGCUUUGCACUCUGGGAACCACUGUAAGUUUGUGAGCAGGGACCUGAUGAGAGACCACAAAGCCUGUCUGCCAGAUGGAGCCACCAGACGGCUCUUCUUCAAAUGGCAGAGAGGCCACCAGCUUGUAGUGCAUGGAAAUGUCAUUCCCGGCAAGAAAGUUCGUUUCCAGGUGAGGAAGAGGAGGGAGGGGUGUGAGAGGGUUGGGUUAACAAAUAGACAAAAAUGACAUAUGCUUAUCAACUGUUUUUAUAUGUGUAUGUUUAGAGUAUCCCCAGCUACGACACAGUCAUCCAGAACUCAAUGGACUCAUGGCACCUUCCCUAUGAUGAGACAGAGGACCGAAGCACCUAUGAAGUACCCUUAAGAUGGCUCUGUCUCACCAGAGAGCACUAACAUGCACACACACACACAUAUACAUAUACACACACAAUUUGUGCAGAAAUUAAGCUUUGGACUUAAAAAUAAAAACAUUUUGAAAAGGUAA